AUGGCCGCUGUACGACCAAGCAACUACGGCCAACGCCAACAACAACGCGCCCCAUCACAGCCGUUGGCCGAAGAUCAGCAAGUUGUUGGACAAGGCAGGUUUUUCGAAAUUUAAAAUUGAGGUUAUCAAAAAUAGGUUCAAAGUUUUACUCAAAUCUCGGAUUUCGUUUUUUAUUACAUUGUUCAAAAAGGAAUGAGCUACUGAACUUCAUAUCAGAAACAAAGAAGUAGCUCAUUACUUUUUGAACAGCCUAAUAAUUGACAUUCUGUAUUCCAGAAUGGCGGGGUUAUACAGUAAAGAAAACAUUUUUUAUAGGGAAAUUUGCAUAUCUUAUCAAAAUUAAAAUUAUAAAAAUUUUUGGCAAAAUCAAGCAAAAUCUUUAACCAUGAUGCUUUAAAUUUCGAUACUAAAGCCUAAAAUUUUUAUAAUAUGUAUAAGUUUUGACAGAAUGACAAAGUUAUGACAAAAAUGCUUAAAAUCGCCAAAAAAUUAGGUAACCCUUUGAAUUUAGAUGGUGUGUUAAAAGUUGCGGCAGUCGCUCCAAGCGGAACCGCUCCAGGCAAUGAUCGCCGCACAGCCAACGGCCGUUUCACGUUGGCUCAGCUGAGACAGACUGACGGAAUUGUACCAUUACAGUCUGGUACGAAUCAGUUCGAUUCGCAAAGGGUAAGUCUUUGAUGUGAUGGUUGACUUAUAUCGCUAAAAUAAAAUUUUUCAUCGAUAACAAGGUUAACAUAGAUAACAUUUCACGAAUUUUUAACUUUUCAAAGAUUUUGAAGUAAUUUUAAAAUUCAUUCAAUGAUAACAUAUAUCAUAGGUUAACAAACGUUUUUCCUCUGACCCUCUCACUUCUCCGAACUCUCUCACUCUCUCUUUCUCUGCUCUCUCUCCAUUUCCUCUCUCUCUCUGCUUUCUCCUCACUUCCCACUCACUUUUCAUCGACCAUGAAUACCUGAUUACGACUCGAUUAGGGCAAAACAGGCUUCGGAAUGCCCCGUAACACCUCGACCAAGAUCGUGUUCGCCGACGAUGGUAAGAGAUAUGGAGUGGAAGAGUUGACCCAGAAGGACAAUCUGAUCCGACUACAAAGUGGUACCAACAAGUUUGAUUCACAGAAAGUGGGUGUCUGUCAUUCUUACUAUAAUAUCAUUUUUGUUAUUGGGUUACUGUACUUUAGACUCUAGCUUGACGUCUGUGUGGUAGUAUUAUAGAUAGAGCACUGCUUUCUUUGGUUUAUAUUACUGUAAUUUAGAUUUAUCUUGCUCUAAAUUAUAUCAUUUUAGCUUUUUACUUACUGUCAGUAUGUUUUUGGCUAUUCUUGUUGUAAAACGAGCCACAAUUCCGCAAAAACUACAUAAAUGUAUAUUAUCCAUGACAAUUUCAACCCUUUUAGGGCAUGACGGGCUUCGGAAUGCCUCGCGACGUAAAAGGCAAGCAUCUGAAGCGCAUUUGGGAGUUGGAAUUCCCGGAAGAAGCCAUCGACACCGACCGUCCCAUCAACGCCAACACCCCCAACCAAGUGCAAUAUCAAAACGCACCCCAGUACCAGCAACAAAGACAAGGCCAACAACAAUACCAACAACAGGGACAACCACAAUACCAACAACAACAGCAAUUCCAGCAACAACAACAGUUCCAACAAGGCCCUACGUCGCCGAAUCAGCAACGAUUCACUCCACAACAAAGCCCGCAAGGUCCACCACCGCCCCCGCAACAACAAUUCCAGCAACGUCAGCAACAACCACCCCACAUCCGACAGUAA
Molecule: messenger RNA, 1762 nt
Organism: Bursaphelenchus okinawaensis
Lineage: Eukaryota; Metazoa; Nematoda; Chromadorea; Rhabditida; Aphelenchoididae
Source: the annotation of a GenBank genome assembly